This is a messenger RNA of Filobasidium floriforme, 853 nucleotides long. Its product is annotated as Pyruvate/Phosphoenolpyruvate kinase-like domain-containing protein. NCBI's taxonomy places the organism in Eukaryota, Fungi, Basidiomycota, Tremellomycetes, Filobasidiales, Filobasidiaceae. The record is from RefSeq and is a predicted model, not a curated record. Gene Ontology annotation, molecular function: aldehyde-lyase activity. Gene Ontology annotation, cellular component: cytoplasm. The coding region runs from base 1 to 690 and encodes 229 amino acids. The transcript has 5 exons.
AUGCAGUCACAACUUGCGACUCUGGUCGCAAUGAUCAACUCGAUAUCCAACAGUCUUCAAGCAGGGAUCACCCCGAUCGUCCGAGUCCCCAGCAACUGCUCCGAAUGGAUCUCUCGAGUGCUCGACGGUGGCGCUCAGGCUGUGAUCGUACCGCACGUCAACAGCGCCGCUGAAGCCCGAGACGUCGUCCGAUGCGCCAAGUUCCAGCCAUUGGGAGAACGGUCGGCGACGUCUGGUCUGCCGUUGUUCAAGUAUCGCAGCGUCGGGGCCAAAUACGGGAAUUUGGUCGCCAACGAGGCUACCCUGGUCAUCGUCAUGAUCGAGACGGAAAGGGCUCUCGAGGUGGCCGACGAGAUAGCGAUGGUCGAAGGCGUCGACAUGAUCCUCAUCGGUACCAACGAUCUCUCCGCCGACAUGGGUAUCGCUGGCGAGUUCGACCACCCCAAGAUCGCCGCCGCCUACCGCACUGUAGCAUCCGCCUGCCAUAAAGCCAGCCAAGCGUCGGGCCAGAUCAAGUCUCUCGGCGUAGGCGGGCUCAACUCUCGGCUCGAUCUGCUGGAAAGAUUCACUCGCGAGGACGAGUUUGGCGUGUCCAGGUACAUCAUGAGCGCGACCGAUAGUCCGAUCUUGAUGGCAGGGAUGACGAGCAAGGUCAAGCAGAUGUCGGAGCUAGAGGCCAAACUGCAAUGAUCUGAUGCGAGGCCACCCCGAUUGCCUUUGAAGGGUCUGAUAGAGCAUGCGUUGUACGAUAGGUGGAGACUGCGGGGGCUGGGGAGAUUGUAAGAAACGAUUAGCGAUCUGAUUAGCACAGGUCCUUGUUCUCUUGCGCGGGUCAUUAGCAUUUCGACUAAGU